This is a messenger RNA of Phytomonas sp. Hart1, 799 nucleotides long. Lineage: Eukaryota; Euglenozoa; Kinetoplastea; Trypanosomatida; Trypanosomatidae. The record is from the annotation of a GenBank genome assembly.
UCCUCUACAGAAUUUUUUCAACUAAAGGGAAAUAACUAAUGGCGUCUUCAUCAGAACUUUUUCAGAAAUUUACCUUACAGAACGUUGCCCAGAUCGCCAGCAGCAGUCGCAAGGAACAACAAGCGGUACGGCAGGAUCUCCGCGCGCAGUUCCCCGUCUUUGAGGACUACUGGGAUGAGGUUUUACCUCCCAAACAGGACAUCUUUAUCAUCCGCUGCCAAGGUCAGGUGCGCUGCAUCACCCUGGUGAGCUCCCGCCCCGAGGUCCUUUUUUUCAACCACCACGAUGGCCCCUACAUGCCGCACCUCCGCCUGCUCCACAAAUAUCCCUUUCUUCUUAAACGCCAUCAGGUGGAUAUCGGGGGAUGCCGAAGCGUCGUUUCCGGCGCCAACAUCAUGUGCCAGGGCCUCACCUCGGAUGGUGGGCGCAUCGAGCCGGGGAUCCCACGAGGGGAGGUCGUGAGCGUUCACAUAGAGGGCAAAAAGCACGCCGUGGGGCUCGGGAUUAUGCUGAUGUCAUCCGACGAAAUCCAGUCGGUGAACUCCGGUCCCUGCAUCGCGAAUGUCCACCACCUCGGGGAUGGGCUUUGGAUGAAUCCGAUCCUCAGUGCUUCGCAUAUCAGCACGUGAUGCUAGGAAGACCAAGAGGGGUGAGAAGAGUAGGUAAAAUUGUAAGGCGUUAAUCACACUUGGAAGACUCAAGGAAGUGCUAUUAGGAGCGAAAAUAAAACUCUUAUGGAUAAAGCAAAAUAAGAUACGCAUCUUGUCGUAAGUGUCUUAUUUAAGAUUUCUGUCAUAUA